Messenger RNA from Vespa velutina, 690 nucleotides. It is a transcript of the gene mRpS18B, whose product is annotated as 28S ribosomal protein S18b, mitochondrial. Lineage: Eukaryota; Metazoa; Arthropoda; Insecta; Hymenoptera; Vespidae. Gene Ontology annotation, cellular component: ribosome; mitochondrion. The transcript is spliced from 5 exons. The record is from RefSeq and is a predicted model, not a curated record. Bases 97 to 690 code for a protein of 197 amino acids. Gene Ontology annotation, molecular function: structural constituent of ribosome. Gene Ontology annotation, biological process: mitochondrial translation.
UAAUCAAUAUGUACUUCUUGAUUUCUUAACAAUUUUAAGGAAAAUUCUAAAAAUUGAAGAAAUUUUAUUAAUAAAUCAUUAUUACAAUAUAAAAGUAUGUCAUUGCUCAUUAGGGUAUUAGGUUUAACCAGAACAUCAUUGCAAUCUGUAUUAACCAAAAGAGAUGUACCUGUAAGAUUGAUUUCUUCUUCACACACAUGCUAUCAAGAGGAAAAUAAUGACACUGAAGAUAAUAAUGAAGAUAAAAAAAUAGAUCCUUCUAAAGACAGAAGACAAAUUAUUCCUGUUGAAACUAGUAUCGAAUACAUGCUAAGCAACGCUUAUAAACAAACUUAUGGGGAUGAACCUGUAUGGACAAAGUAUAGAAGAAAUCAUAUAGGACAAAUACCCCCUAGGAAAACGAGAAAAACAUGUAUAAGAGGAGGUAUAAUAAGUUGUGGUAAUCCUUGUCCAAUAUGCAGAGAUGAAUAUUUAAUCUUGGAUUACAGGAACGUUAAAUUAUUGGAACAAUUCAUUUCUAUAUAUACAGGUGAAGUACUACAUUACAGGAAAACUGGAAUUUGUCAAAGAAGAUAUAAACAACUUCAUGUAGCUGUGCUUAAAGCAAAAGAAUAUGGUACUUUAACGUUUGAUGUUCCACUUAGGAAAUACGACUAUUCAGAGUGGUAUAACGAACAAAAACAAAUAUAA